Gambusia affinis (western mosquitofish) is the source of this 1202-nucleotide messenger RNA. RefSeq names its product histamine H3 receptor-like. The record is from RefSeq and is a predicted model, not a curated record. Gene Ontology annotation, molecular function: histamine receptor activity. Gene Ontology annotation, biological process: adenylate cyclase-activating adrenergic receptor signaling pathway. Lineage: Eukaryota; Metazoa; Chordata; Actinopteri; Cyprinodontiformes; Poeciliidae. Gene Ontology annotation, cellular component: membrane. The coding region runs from base 1 to 1173 and encodes 390 amino acids. The transcript has 3 exons.
AUGUCGGAGGAACACACUGAUUCCAACUCCAGCGGGUACUAUUUUGACAAUCCCUCAACACGAAUCCAGAGCAGCUUCGUGUUCUCAGGACCCAUAUUUGUCAUUCUGAUGGUGAUGAUGGUGACUUUGGUCGUGGUGAUAGUUCUGGGUAACGCGCUGGUCAUUUUGGCUUUUAAGGUGGAUAAGAGUUUGAGGAGACAGUGCAAUUACUACUUCCUGAAUUUGGCAAUUUCAGAUUUUCUAGUAGGGGCGUUCUGUAUCCCGGUCUAUAUCCCCUACAUCCUGACAGGCAGGUGGACGCUGGGUCGAGGGCUGUGCAAGCUGUGGCUGGUCACAGACUAUCUGCUCUGCUCGGCAUCUGUCUUCAGCAUUGUGCUCAUCAGCUAUGACCGUUUCCUCUCUGUCACCAGAGCGGUAAGUUAUCGAGCCAGACAGAGCAUGACUCAUCAAGCCAUAAUCAAGAUGAUUGCAGUCUGGGUGCUGGCCUUUGUCCUGUAUGGGCCAGCUAUCAUAUUCUGGGAGCUGGUGGUGGGCAGAAGCCGCGUGCCACAGGAUGAGUGCUUUGCAGAGUUCUAUUACUCUUGGUACUUUCUGCUAAGUGCCUCCAUGUUGGAGUUUUUCUCUCCUUUCAUCUCGGUGGCUUUCUUCAACCUCAGCAUUUACCUCAGUAUACGCAGGAGAAGGCGCCACCAUAGGGAGGCCCAACUUCAGCAUCAGCUUCAGGCAAGUGAACCAGCGUCUGCCCAGACAGAAGGCAUCCCUCUAUCCCAUAACUGGGGAUUUGGGAUAAAACUGCCUGGAAGAGGCUCCUUCCACUCUCAGACCUCCUCCCCUUGUUUGGGUAAACUGGAUCCCUCAACCAGCAGGGCUGCUCAGCCUAGCCGUCUGUCCAGGGAUAAGAAAAUUGCUAAGUCCCUGGCCAUCAUAGUAUGUGUGUUUGCCAUCUGCUGGGCACCAUACACCCUACUGAUGAUCAUCCGUGCUGCCUGCAGAGGGCGAUGCAUCCAGCAUCACUGGUAUGAGGUCACCUUCUGGCUCCUGUGGCUUAACUCAGCUAUUAACCCAUUCCUGUACCCACUGUGCCACAGUAGCUUCCGCAGGGCCUUCAGCAAGAUCCUUUGCCCAAAGCGGUACACAACUCCGCCUUCCUCUGCCCUGCGCCCUGGCCAGUGACAGGAAUACCCCAACAAACAAUGUGCCAA